Messenger RNA from Onychostoma macrolepis, 2263 nucleotides. It is a transcript of the gene ntsr1, whose product is annotated as neurotensin receptor 1 (high affinity). The transcript has 4 exons. The coding region runs from base 1 to 1206 and encodes 401 amino acids. The record is from RefSeq and is a predicted model, not a curated record. Gene Ontology annotation, molecular function: G protein-coupled neurotensin receptor activity. Gene Ontology annotation, cellular component: plasma membrane. Gene Ontology annotation, biological process: neuropeptide signaling pathway. Lineage: Eukaryota; Metazoa; Chordata; Actinopteri; Cypriniformes; Cyprinidae.
AUGGAGGUUAAUACUACGCUAUCAGGACGCAACUUCAUAGACUUGCGCAUCUUAACGCAGAAACUUCUCUCUUCGGCGAACCGGUCCGAGCAAUUUCUGGACAAUGAAACGGAAAGCGUCUCCGAGGAGGAUUUGGACGUGAAUACAGACAUCUAUUCUAAAGUUUUUGUUACUGUGAUUUAUGUGGUGUUGUUUGUAAUCGGAUGUUUGGGGAACUCGAUCACCCUGUACACACUUCUCACGAAGAAAUCUCUUCAAAACCUCCAGAGUACGGUGCACUAUCACCUGGCGAGUCUGGCCAUAUCCGAUAUGCUCAUCUUGAUCCUCUGCAUGCCCAUUGAGUUAUACAACUUCAUCUGGGUGCACCACCCGUGGGCUUUUGGCGAGGCUGUUUGUAAAGGGUACUACUUUCUGCGGGACGGCUGCUCGUAUGCGACGGCGUUCAACAUCGCCAGCCUGAGCGUGGAGCGCUUCAUGGCCAUCUGCCACCCGUUCAAGGCGAAGAGCAUCAUGUCGCGGAGCCGCACCAAGAAACUCAUCAGCGCCAUGUGGGUCGCGUCUUUUCUCCUGGCCACCCCGAUGCUUUUCACCAUGGGACAGCGACUGAUACAUGACGAAUUUAUAUGCACCACUAUAGUGUCCUCGAUAACUGCUAAAACCGUCCUACAGGUGAAUGCCUUCCUGUCCUUUGUGAUUCCCAUGGCAGUGAUCUCAGCAUUAAAUGGAGUUAUAGCCAGUCAGCUGCUGCGCAUGUUUCGGGAGUCUGCUCAGGACAAUCGCAUCUGUAUCAUCGGAGGCAACGCUACCAUGCUCAGUGUUGCUGUUGAACCCAACCGUGCCCAAUCAAUGCGCCAUGGAGUCAUGGUGCUGCGUGCCGUGGUCAUUGCUUUUGUGGUGUGCUGGCUGCCAUAUCAUGCUCGAAGACUAAUGUACUGCUAUGUCACUGAAUGGGCACCUGCUCUCUUUAAUUUCUACCACUACUUCUACAUGGUCACCAAUGUGCUCUUUUAUGUCAGCUCGGCCAUCAACCCCAUCCUCUACAACCUCGUCUCGGCCAAUUACCGGCAAAUUUUUUUUUCCACGCUUCGCUACCUAAUUCUGCCAUGCCGCCAUAAGAAACAGAAGCGCAUUCUCACCAGACACUCUAUCAGCAUCUGCAGCAACCAGACCUUCUCCACCAAUGUCAUCAAAGAAACGAUUUACUGAAUGCUAUCAAGAUUCAGCCAUUCCAUUCCUCUAUUUCACUCAGCAAAGAAGAGACCGCUGAAGCGAAGAAUGUUUUAGUAUUGAGUUAUAAUUACAAGAAUUUAUAAUGUCCAUGCUACUGAAUCGCAUAUGGAGCUUUUAAACGUUGCAGAACUGGCACCAGAGACACUUAUUAGGGCUGGGCGAUAAUUCGAUAAUGAUAAUUAUCACGAUAUAAUUUUCCUCGAUAAAACGAUAUGAAGAGUUCGAUAAAUGUUUGAUAUAAUGCGUAUGCACCAAAAACAGAACGAAACAGCGCGACUCAUUUGAAUCGCGCCACACGGACCGUUUAUCCGCUGGGAUCACAGUUCAAUCUUUUUAUUUUUAUACAGUCUAUGGUUCAAACUGCCGCGCGGUGCGAGCUCACUAGAGCAGAUGUGUUUACUCGGUCACGCGAGCAUUAAACAGCGCUGUGAGAUCCAGUGUGAAACGCUUGAAUUCAGCGAUGAACACAAAUUACUCUGUGAUAGUUUAAAGCCAAACAGGAGAAACACUGUGUGCAACGAGACAGUCAGAAGGCUUUUCAACCUACACAUAGCCAUGAUUUACCAUGGAUUUACUGUAACGUUAGUAACACUCACUGCACCAUGGUAUUGUGGCAGAAAUGUGGGAUAUUCACACUGAAUUUCAUUACAGGAGUAAAGGUAUAUAAUUAUAGUAAGUAUGUGUGGUUAAGCUAUAGCAUGUGUGCAUUUAUACUGAAUGUUUUUAGACUACUGUUUUUCAUACAAAUAGGCUACCUAAAAACCAUAUAGGCCUAGUUAUAUUUUUACCAUGGUAUUGAGUUUGUUGUAUGUUAUUAAAACCAUAUGUGUGGUUUUAACUGUGUUUAUCAUGAUUUAAAUGUAUGCUACUAUGGGAGAACGAUGUUUAAUUAAAAAAAAAAAAAACUUGGUCAGAAUAAAUGUAUCCAUAUAAAACUGAGGUUGCUACAAUUUUUCCAUAUGUUACUGAUUUUGAUAAUGAACAAAAAAAUUUACCUCUGCUUCCUAACUCAAGCUACUAUCAAAUGUGCAUU